CGUUCUGUUCGCUCCUUUCCUCAUUUGCAUCCUUUAACCGACCGGUUACUUGGAUUCCCAGUUUCUAUUGUGCCCUCGUUAGGACACACAUUGCUACAACGAAGCCGGAACUCAGAUUUGCUCAUCGGAAAUCCACCAUCACUCAUAUCAUCAAUCCAAGAAAUGUAUAACAAUGUGGGAGCCCAGCCUGGGGCGCCAAGGCCUCCAACAAAUCCUCAGCCUAAUCCAUUUGGGAAUGCAUUCUAUGGAGCUGGUUCAGGGCUUAUUAGAGGAGGACUUGGUGCAUAUGGAGAGAAAAUUCUAGGAUCAAGCUCUGAAUAUGUACAAAGCAAUAUAAGUAGAUACUUCUCUGAUCCCCAAUAUUAUUUCCAAGUGAAUGACCAAUAUGUGAGAAACAAGUUGAAGGUUGUUCUAUUUCCAUUCCUGCACAGGGGACACUGGACACGGAUAACUGAGCCAGUAGGGGGCAGGCUUUCCUACAAACCCCCAAUUUAUGAUAUAAAUGCACCAGAUUUGUACAUUCCCUUCAUGGCAUUUGGUACAUACGUUGUACUUGCUGGCUUGUCGUUAGGACUUAACGGAAAGUUUAGCCCAGAAGCGCUCAAUUGGUUGUUUGUGAAGGGAUUACUUGGCUGGUUUAUGCAAGUUGCAUUGCUCAAAGUAACGCUGCUUUCAUUGGGUAGUGGAGAGGCACCCUUAUUGGACAUUGUUGCAUAUGCUGGGUAUACUUUCACCGGGAUGUGUUUGGCUGUCCUAGGAAAGAUUUUAUUCAAAUACUCAUACUACUUUUUGAUGCCAUGGACCUGCUUAUGUAUGGGAGUUUUCUUGGUGAAGACAAUGAAGAGGGUCCUUUUUGCAGAGGUGAGGAGUUAUGAUUCGAGCCGGCAUCAUUAUCUGUUGCUAUUCAUUGCUUUGGCACAGUUCCCACUAUUCACAUGGCUUGGCAACAUUACCAUUAAUUGGCUUUUCUAAACUGAAUUACUUGAUGCUGUAAGAAACAAUUAAGGGUUUUAGAGCUUUUGUAAUUUCAUAGAGAAUUUUCUGCUUUAAUUAAAAUUUUUUUACAGGUGAUUAUUUUUGCA
Messenger RNA from Hevea brasiliensis (rubber tree), 1082 nucleotides. RefSeq lists its product as uncharacterized. Gene Ontology annotation, biological process: endoplasmic reticulum to Golgi vesicle-mediated transport. The record is from RefSeq and is a predicted model, not a curated record. Lineage: Eukaryota; Viridiplantae; Streptophyta; Magnoliopsida; Malpighiales; Euphorbiaceae. The coding region runs from base 163 to 972 and encodes 269 amino acids. Gene Ontology annotation, cellular component: endoplasmic reticulum membrane; Golgi membrane; COPII-coated ER to Golgi transport vesicle. The transcript has 5 exons.